Messenger RNA from Solanum dulcamara, 538 nucleotides. Its product is annotated as 40S ribosomal protein S27-2. The record is from RefSeq and is a predicted model, not a curated record. Gene Ontology annotation, molecular function: structural constituent of ribosome; RNA binding. The transcript is spliced from 4 exons. Bases 103 to 363 code for a protein of 86 amino acids. NCBI's taxonomy places the organism in Eukaryota, Viridiplantae, Streptophyta, Magnoliopsida, Solanales, Solanaceae. Gene Ontology annotation, cellular component: ribosome; cytosolic small ribosomal subunit. Gene Ontology annotation, biological process: ribosomal small subunit assembly; translation.
ACCCUAGAAAAACCAUACCGCUUUCAUCGUCUUCAUCUUAGCUGCAUCCGACUCUCUUCCUCUCCCGCCGCCGGCCGGAAUUCCUCUGUUAACCUCGCGAAAAUGGUUCUUCCAAAUGAUGUGGACUUGUUGAACCCUCCAGCUGAGCAUGAGAAGAUAAAGCACAAGCUCAAGCGUCUGGUUCAGUCUCCUAACUCUUUCUUCAUGGAUGUGAAGUGCCAGGGUUGCUUUAACAUAACAACGGUGUUCAGCCACUCACAGACAGUGGUUGUGUGCGGGAACUGUCAGACAGUGUUGUGCCAGCCAACUGGUGGGCGUGCUAGACUCACUGAGGGUUGUUCUUUCAGGAGAAAGGGUGACUAAAGAAGAACAACAGGGAACUGUUUGCCUUUAGAGUGGGAAGUGAAAAGGUUUAUAUGGGAAACAAAGUCAGUUUUGGUGUAUCCUGUUUUUGUUUUAUGAUCUUUUAAGAACAAGGAUUUUGAGUCUACUAUGACUGAUUAUGUUCUGUUUUCAAUUAAAUUGGGUUUAUUUUGAA